CCCGCCCCACAGCCAAACAACUUGUAGAAUGACAUCCUAAUUCUUAAGGCCAAAAACCCUUCUCUUCACUGACACCAAUUCUCAACUCCUCUUACUAACUCGUCCUAAUGAAUGCCGCUAUCUCAUUCACCGGAGGCUCCAACACCGCCAAAGAAGGCGUUGUCGGGACUGUAGCUCUCAACGCCGGCGACGUCAGGCUCCGAGCUUCCACCACCACUCCCGCCGUCCUCGGUGGGCCUGGCCUCCCCGACCUUUCCCUCUCCCUAUCUGUCGAGAAGCCCGGCGCCUUCGUAAUCGACUAUGACGUCCCCAAUCAAGAUGUUCGGUUUCAAUUCAUGAACAGAGUGAAUGUAUUGAACAAGCAGCUGAAUUUGACCUACAGCCAUACGAUGGCUGUGAACCAGAACGCUUUGGACGCGACCCUUUUAAUCGAUUCGACUAACAAGCUAUGGGGAAGUUAUGGGCUUGGCUCUGGUGAUUGCAAGGUCAAGUACAGCUAUGUCCAAGGAGGGUUGAGGACAUUCGAGCCCUGCUAUGACGUGAUCAAGAACUCUUGGGACAUUUCUGUGUCUCAAAGGAUUCUUGAUGGAGAUGUAAUCAGAGCGUUUUACGGAACUUCAAGUAAGGUUCUUGGGUUGGAGUUGCUAUGGCAAGGGCUGAACAGAGAUGGAAGAUUUAAGGUACUUAACUAUGCAUGAUAACAGCAUCUAUGAACUUGGCAGAGGGUUUGAAGAUGCCGAAGCUAAGUGCUGAGAGUACGUGGACCUUUGAAGUGUGAUUUUCCUUUGUUUAAUUAGGAAUAGGAGUUGCAGUAGAUUACUUUUAGAUACCCACCAUCAUUUACUCUGACAACGCAUUUCGUUAGUAUCAAUUUCUCUGUAGAUCUAUAAUUUCCAUGGUGAUUUUAGUUACCAAA
This is a messenger RNA of Humulus lupulus (European hop), 916 nucleotides long. RefSeq names its product outer envelope pore protein 24B, chloroplastic-like. The record is from RefSeq and is a predicted model, not a curated record. Gene Ontology annotation, molecular function: voltage-gated monoatomic cation channel activity. Gene Ontology annotation, biological process: regulation of monoatomic ion transmembrane transport. NCBI's taxonomy places the organism in Eukaryota, Viridiplantae, Streptophyta, Magnoliopsida, Rosales, Cannabaceae. The coding region runs from base 108 to 698 and encodes 196 amino acids. The transcript has 3 exons.